Hippocampus zosterae (dwarf seahorse) is the source of this 1761-nucleotide messenger RNA. RefSeq names its product hydroxysteroid (11-beta) dehydrogenase 1-like a (gene hsd11b1la). The record is from RefSeq and is a predicted model, not a curated record. The coding region runs from base 197 to 1060 and encodes 287 amino acids. Gene Ontology annotation, molecular function: oxidoreductase activity. Gene Ontology annotation, cellular component: intracellular membrane-bounded organelle. Lineage: Eukaryota; Metazoa; Chordata; Actinopteri; Syngnathiformes; Syngnathidae. The transcript has 6 exons.
UUUGAGUUCCUUAUUUGAAGCGCGAGGGCAGACGUUAACAUUAUCUUAGCUGCGCAACACACACCCAUUUUUGCCAUGAGGGGAGGGCUCACUUAAACUCUGCCCUCGAUUUGCGAUUCACUUCUCAUGCAAGGUACUUUCGUCAGCUGGGUGUUUUUACUUGCCGACUUAAUCUAAAUUUUAAUUAAUUUACAACAUGAAAACGUUGACCAAAGUGCUGCUCACGAGUGUCACCGUGGCUCUGCUCGCUGCCAAGUGGAACGCGCCCACCUUCAAUGCGGAAUCUCUCCGAGGUGCCAAGGUCCUAGUGACCGGGGCUAGCACUGGUAUUGGUGAAGAAAUGGCCUAUCACUAUGCCAAAUUUGGCGCCCAGAUCGUCAUUACAGCGAGGAGGGAGAAAGUAUUACAGCAGGUGGUGGAAAAGUGCCUUAGCAUGGGAGCUCAGAAGGCUUUUUACAUAGCAGCAGACAUGGCCAGUGACUCUGACCCGGAGAAGGUGGUAGAUUUCGCUCUCGACCAGCUCGGAGGUUUGGACUACCUCGUUCUCAACCACAUUGGACCAACCCCCUUCAGCAUGUGGGAGGGGGAUAUGGAACAUGUCAGGUGGCUCAUGAAGGUCAACUUCUUCAGUUACGCUCAGAUGACCUGGAAAGCCCUCCCCUCCCUUGAGCGAAGUAAAGGCUCAGUCGUAGUUGUUUCGUCUCUUUUAGGUAAAUUGACCAGUCCCUUUGUAGCUCCUUACACAUCAACCAAAUUUGCCUUGAAUGGUUUCUUUGGGGCUCUUACUCAUGAGCUGGCCAUGAAGAGCAGCAACGUAUCCAUCACGACGUGUACACUGGGCCUCAUUGACACAGAAUCAGCCAUGGAGAAAGUCAAGGACAUCAGUCACGUACGAGCAUACCCAGCCACAGAAGCAGCGUUGAACAUCAUCAAGACAGGAGCCACCAGACAGCGCGAGCUCUUCUAUCCUUGGUACACUUACAUCGUGACUCUUGUAAGAGACUUCUUCCCCGGUGCCAGGGACUAUUUCAUACAAAAGUCCUACAGCUACACGCCAUAAAAUAAAAAUGUCACACGAUAGGGCUACGACUGCCCUCACUUCCAGUAGUGGCUGAGGAUUGUUGUCACAUUUAAGAUGAAUUCUUAUGUGUUACGGUUUUGUCUUUGCUAUGGUGGAUUCAACAAGACCAAUUCAUUGAUCUUUUGAAAUGUUUGCCUUGUUACUGCAUUCCUAACACGCAAACAGAUCAUGCUUCGAAAUAUUGUGUGCACAAAGUGAGCUCUUGUUCCACAUCAAGCUUUGCGCACAGAGCCAGUGACAAAAUUGCAGUUUGUUCUUCCAAACCUCAAACCAAGACAAAUAAUCUUAAUCAAAAAGCAUUGGGGAAACUUUUUUUAAAGCAUCUCAGUUUGUGCUGAAGUGGCAGGUUCAGACAUGUUGCCGGAAAGGCAAACUGGAAAAAUACUUCAUAGGUUGUAAAGGGGAAGAACCUGCUUCUUGAUACUGACUACAGAAAUGGUGAAAGAGUCAAAUAAAAACAUGCCAACAGAAUUACAGUCGCUUCUCAUCUCUUAUUCGUUACAAUUUCUCCCGAAGCGAGCAUAGCAGGCUUAAGCACUGAUUAACGGGGUUCCUCAAUUGAAAGUUAAAAGAGGUUCAGAUUUAUACAGUAUCACGAAGAUCUUGAAUUACAGUUGUGUCCUAAAUGCUCAGUCACGACCCCGUGAUGGUCAAAUACAUAAAACCCCCAAGUACAACAC